AUACGUGUACUGUUGACAAUGGAAUUGGUGAGCCCGACAACUCAACGUUUCUUCUUGUUGUAAAUCGUAAUUUAAACACAGAAUUUACUUUCAUGAUAAGAGAAAAAAAUUCGAAACUCACUGCGAAAUUAAAUGACGACAACAGUAAGGAAUUCCGGGACAAAGAUGAGGAAUUUAAAAACAAGAUCAAGAAAGUGAUUCCAGAAUGUCAUAAACAUGUAGUUCACAAAAUUGAAUUAAGGCCGGGAAGUAUAAUUAUAUACUUCCGUCUCUCAUUCGAGAAUCCUAUGGGACAAGAGGCAUUAACAUCGAUGCUUCAGGAAGCUGUCAGAAAGGGGCAAUUAGGCGAAGUUGAUUCAAUUGAAGUUGCAGAGAAUAUCCCCGCAAAGAAGAAUUGCAGUGGUUUCUAUGAGGAUGACCAGAUUUGCAAGACAGUUAAAACUGUUUGGAUUGUCUUAAUUGUCACUGGAGUACUGUUUCCUUGUGCUGUUAUCAUAAUAAUCAUCUACUUUGUACACAAAAGGAGAAAGUGCACGCGAAAAGACAAAAGAAUUCACAGUGAGACCGACGAGCGGCAGGCAUUUUCCAGUAAUCCCGGCACCGUGUCAGAGGGUAAUCCAUGUGCUGAAGUGAAUAGUGGUUAUGCCAAUGCUGGACCUCAGCCUUCAGUAGAAAUUGAACAAGAGCUCGGAGAAGUUGGUGGUGAGGCAACACCUACCUAUGCUUUGGUGGACAAGUCCAAGAAGAAAGACAAAAAGAAAGAUAAGAAAGCUGCUGAAGAGAAGCCGACUGAAGAUCAGUACGCUGUCGUGGACAAGUCAAAAAAGAAGAAGAAGAAGAACGAACCGGACGCCACUUACGCUGAAGUCGACAUGUCAAAUAAAUCAAAAAAGAAGCCCAAGCCGGGUGAAGUUCUUUACGCUGAUUUGGGUGAAUUCCAUCACAUGCAGAGAAUGCCUGAAGUAUCCACUUCCCCCAAAACCCUGCCUCCGAUCAAACUGCCGGAGGCUUAUGCUGAAACACAGUAUGCUGACAUCACCCAGUUUCUGAAGGGAAACCCUCACGACACAGGUGCUGAGCCUCCUAACGACAGUAUCACUUCAGCUGUCAACAAUACUGCCGCUGGCAACGAAAAGGAAUCCUCUGCUGGGAACACAGGUGACAGUGCAGAGGCAACUAACGAGACAGGAUUUUAGUUUUAACUGAGUCAGGAAACGUUAGAAGAGCUGCGGUUGUGUCGUAAAAUAAUGGUAAUCGUAGCCUUAGUAGUUAAUUGUCGUGUUUCUCAGUCAUUUUUCCUCAGGCAUAAAUAUUUGUUUCAAUGUAGGAUAGAUUGUGCUUGAUGUGUUUUUAUAACACCACAAGAAUUCUAGAUAAGAAGCACGUGUACUUACGAUUUGUUUCUUUGUAAAAAAAAAAUCAUGUUAA
Molecule: messenger RNA, 1428 nt
Organism: Pocillopora verrucosa
Lineage: Eukaryota; Metazoa; Cnidaria; Anthozoa; Scleractinia; Pocilloporidae
Source: RefSeq, a predicted model, not a curated record